Molecule: messenger RNA, 765 nt
Organism: Emiliania huxleyi CCMP1516
Lineage: Eukaryota; Haptophyta; Isochrysidales; Noelaerhabdaceae
Exons: 2
Coding region: 1-765 (254 amino acids)
Source: RefSeq, a predicted model, not a curated record
AUGGCGAGCGCGCGCCGAUGGGGGGGGGGGGGUCUUGCUUGCUCCACACCGAGCGCCAUCGGUCCGGACCGGCGUGCCCACCGAGGGGUGGCCUGCACAAGGUGUUGCAACCUGGUGGGCACCCUAUUAUGGGUGGUCGAGGCAGGCGGGGCCGGCGGAGCGAGCGAGGCGGGCGAGUCGGUCGGGUCGACCGGGUCGACCGAGCCCGGCGCCCCCCCGCCCCCCCCGCACGCGGCCUCUGGGCGGUAUGCGGCGCUGGCGGACCCGGAGGGUGCAGCAUCGGAGGCGAUGGAGCUCGACGAGGGCUGCGGCGGUGCGCCAGCCGGCCUCCCACCCGGCGUCCGGCCGACGCUCUCCGGCGCCGGCUCGCCUCUCAAGGCAUUCGGCGGGGGCUGCGCAUGCUGCCCGGCUAGCGCCGACGCCUCGCCCGCCUGCGACCUCUGCCACGACGACGGCGCCGACAUGACGGCCGAGGAGGCUGCAGCGGCUGACCGCGGGCCUGCUGAGGGCGCCGGCGGGGGGGGGGAGGGCGGAGGGGGGGCAAGCGCCGCCGCCACAACAAACGCGGCGGAGCCGGCGGCGGCCGAGGCGGCGCGGGCGGUCUCCGCCAGGUCGGCGACGGAGGCGGCGGCGAGAGCGGCGGAGGCGGCGACGGCCGCAGCGACGGCGACGGCGACGGUGGCAGCGACGGCGGCGGCGGCGGCGGCGGCGGCGGCGGCGGCGGCGGCGGCGGCGGCGGCGGCGGCGGUGGCGGCGGCGGCGUAA